AUGCCUCUGAAAGCCUUCAGACGCAAGAAGCUGCUCGAGUUCAACGCUGACAAGCUGGUCUGGUCAAUCGACAAGGAGGAGGCAGAUAUCUACCACAAAAUACGGGCUAACGUCGCCGGAGGUCCAUCGAUCAUCUUUAACAGAUACGCGAAGCGCAAUGAGACGAAGAUCCGCGGCGGCAAGCUCUGUAAGAAGGUUAUUGACGUCGAAAACAGUAGAUGA
This is a messenger RNA of Phytophthora sojae, 222 nucleotides long. RefSeq lists its product as hypothetical. The record is from RefSeq and is a predicted model, not a curated record. The transcript has a single exon. Bases 1 to 222 code for a protein of 73 amino acids. Lineage: Eukaryota; Oomycota; Peronosporomycetes; Peronosporales; Peronosporaceae.